UUUCAGGAGGGCGCCGAGGACGACACGCCUUCGUUUCCCAAACAGGAAGAGCUCGAGCGACCGCUAAGCUUGGGUCAAGGCCAAGCAUCACGACGAGCAGCUGACCAAACAUGGAUAGAUGGGCAAGGGGACGAGGUGCGCACGUCCUCUGCAUCCCUAAACCAGUUUGGUGCUGGAAGACUCGAUGGCUAUGAAUUCAGCGACGAGUUUUCGUACGUGUCCAACGGUGUCUCGGCCCUGGACGGGGACAAGGAGAAUCGCCACCCCGAUGGAGACUCGGAGCAAAUGGCGGCGCAUGCCCCUAUUUUCGACGUCAGUCACGACUCUUCGCCGUCCGAGAUAGACGACUUGGUAGUGCGCAAACUGCGUCAGAAAUCAACAUCUGUCUCGUCGCGGUAUUCCAUGCGAGGCAUUUCCGUCGACGAGGCGAGGAGGUCCGUCAAGGACUCGUGUUCAAACGGCGCCGAGGUCCAGUCGACGCCCAAGCAGAGAGACUCGGGGUCGGAUAUCAAGCGGCCUCGCACAUCACCUUCCAAAGAUCCAACACCAAAGCGCCGUAGGACACUGCACAAAUCAGACGUUGCGUACGAGGCCAUGGUUGAUGCCCGGGCGGUAGAUUCUGUCCAGCUCUCGCACCAGCAGAUGCAGUCUAUCAUUGGGAGAAAGCGCAAAGACGCACGCCACGGCGACCAGCUGGAGUUUGCGGAUGCUGACGUUCUUGCGGUGCGACAGCUGCUCAGGCCACGAACUCCCACGCCCGGCCAGAGGCCUUCUCUCCAGUGGGAUCGGCCGCCUCUCGCCGACAUAGAGAAGUCUCCGGGCCGCUCUGCCAGACAUGCCCAGCCUUCUGCUCCAAUGCCGCUCGGUUCCGUCCUAGAUGCGGACCGGAAGCCGUCGAUCAAGACCGAAGACUUUAUCAACGAGGCGAACAAGAUCAUGGCCAUGAUCCGCAGCAAGGCUGGCCUGGCGAGUGGUCUGGCCAGCGUGGAGGAGUCGGACGCAGAGAAUGGGCAGCCGCAGCUGUCGCCCGACUCGGACACGUCUUAUCAAGAAUCAACACAGGAGCCCUUCUCGCGCCCGCCCAGCCGCGAAGGGCGUGCUCCGGUCGCGCGCAUGUCUGCGAGGCAGGAAGAUCCAGAACUCGCCGAGCGCUUGAAGAAGUACGAGGAAGCCAGCGACAUGGGAGACAUAAUCAGCUCGUCGAUGCGCUCUGUGGCACUUGGCCAGGGCACACUGGACAGCAUUUCCACCCGGCCAUCCAUCUUUGACGACGACGUGAUCAGCGACCCCCCCAACAUCCGCAUCUCCCAGAACCCCGAUUUGCAGGAGCGCCAGUUCGCGAACGACGGCAAUGGCUUGCCCUCGCACGUCUCGAGCGGUUCGUCAAGCCAGUCUACCGGGCGGUCCAUCCCAACCGGAUCGUCACGGGGAUCCGACACGAGAAAGACAAUUGCGCCGGAAACUGUACAGCACUUGAUUCCAGACCAGGUCGGGAAUAUGGUUCUGGACAAGCAGCGUAACAUAUGGAUCAAGCGGAAGCCGCCAAAGCCAGCGGUUUCAACAGCUUCAAGCGGGAACAGGAGGACUAACUUUCUUCCAUCCGAGGCCAGCGAGGACGACCCGUUUGCCGACAUACCCGAUUUGACCGUCGACAUGACAAUCGAGAUGCAGAACCUGAGGCUCGCGACGGCGAAGAAGCAACAAGCUUCCCACGAUGAUCCGGCAGAGGCCGCCAGUCCGACCAGCCCCUCGAGGCCAUCCAACUCGGCCCCCAUGUCAAAGUCGGCGCUGCUAGAAGCGUAUGCCAGCUCACCGCCGAGCCCGCCUCGCCCAGGCCCGAGCAGGGUCGCCAACCAACCUGUCACUAAUGCGAAUGCGAAGAUAGACGACGACUCUGUCGAGCACGAGAUCAAGAUCGACGAAGGGCGGGCGAGCAUUCCCAAGCGACGGAACAUGACCAUAAGCUUCUCGUCUCCAGUCGCUUCCUUUAUUCAAGAUGCUCAAGAAGAGGGCGAGGCGGCUGCCGACGAGCCAAGCGUACUGGAGCAGGCCGAUGAUGCCUCAAAGGAUUUUACGUGGGACUCGAUGAAACGGGGCCGGCGGGUCGUGUCGGUUCACACUUCGGCCAGAAAUAGCUCUUCGCGGUCGCGCAGCACUUCGCGGGGUCCUGCACGACAUCUCUCAGUUAGGGGUCACACCUUUGUGCCCCGCCCCAUCUCCAGGAUCGACGAGCUAGAAGAGGAGUCGGUCCUCGAUCGGGUAUGGAACCGGACCCCGGCUCCCAAUAUGGAGCUUAGCAUCGUCGCCGACAGUAGUGUCGUCAGCCACGACGCCGAUGGCGGACAUCAGGCGAGUCUCAGCUUCGUCGUCACAACCCCGGCACGCCGCCGGGAUUGCUCUCUUGCCGGGGUCGACGCAGCCCCCAUCAUCAGCCAAUACGUCGGCACGCUGUCCCUGAGCCCCAUUUCGGAGUUUACGAUGCACCAAGGUGAGGAGACAAUGCCGCUCGAAGCCAGCUACAUUGUUGGCAACCAUCACCUCGUAACGGGCGACCAGUCGAGGCGCGUCAUGUCGAUGAACACGCGAGACCUGGUGGACAAGCUGGCCGAGGUGGAGCCCUUUGAGCCGUAUUGGGACGACAUGCGCGAGCUGGAUCUUCGAGAUAAACGGCUGGGGAGCCUGCAUGCCCUCGACGAAUUCUGCGACCAUCUAGAGAGCCUCGACGUCUCUAAUAACGACAUCCGGAAUCUCGUCGGCGUCCCGUCGACAGUGCGACACCUGAAGAUGGUCCACAAUCAGCUGUCGAGCCUGACGUCCUGGGGCCACCUGAUGAACCUCCAGUAUGUCGACAUUUCGAACAAUGGACUCACCAGCCUCUCGGCUUUCCGGGAUCUCGUUCAUCUACGAAGCCUAAAGGUGGACAACAACCUCAUCACCAGCCUCGAGGGCAUCAAGUUCCACAGCGGCCUCCAGACGCUCCGGGCCAGGGGAAAUGCUAUUGAGGAGCUGGAUCUGGAUGGCAACAAGCUGCAUCAGCUGAUGGAACUCGAUUUGAAAAACAAUGCCAUCAAGCGCAUCGCCAACCUCGAGCAGCUGCCCGGGCUCAGCUCGCUCAACCUUGAGGGGAACCUGCUUGAGAGCUUUGCAAUCGAGUCGGAGAAGCCACUCGUCUCGCUCAGGCACCUGCGGCUGGACGACAACAGGAUCUCGGUGCUAGACAUCAAGCUGCUUCCCCAUCUACGGCUCCUGCACGCUGAUCGCAAUUUUAUCAGCCGCAUUGCGGGCUUCUCGCGCGCCCGUCGCAUCGACAGCCUGUCGCUACGCGAGCAGCAGGGCGGUGCAGACGAGUCGACGCCCGCUCUCGACGUUGCGUACCUACUCUCGCGAGCUUAUGAAGUCCGCAAGCUUUACCUGUCGGGGAAUUUCCUCGGAGCCGAAGACGGGCCGUCAUCGUUUGCGCCUGCCGUCGACUUCCUCAAUCUGCAGCUCCUCGAGCUCGCCAACUGCGGCCUACAAACGCUGCCCGCCGACUUAGGCCUCAUGAUGCCCAACCUGCGCGUGCUCAACCUCAACCUCAACGCCCUCGCCGACCUCGCCCCGCUGCGUUGCAUCCCCCGUCUCAAGCGCCUCUUUACCUCAGGCAACCGCCUUGCCGACGCCGCCGCCCUCGUCGACACGCUGGCCGCGUUCCCGCACCUGGUCGCCGUCGACGUCCGCGACAAUCCUGUCACGCAGGGCUUCUAUGUCCCCGCGCAGAUGAUGGCCGUGGCUCGCCGUGCCGCCGAGGAGUCUGGCAGCAGCGACGGUGCUGCGUCUGCGUCUGCUUCUGCUUCUGCUUCUACUACUUCUGCAGUUGCCGCCGAAGACGACCCCAGCGGCGGCCGCUUCGCGCUGCCCGACCAGGAUCCCGCGCGCGACCGCGCCUAUGCCAGCCGUCUCGACCUCGCAACGCGCAUACGCCGCCGUCUCUACGAGCACCUGUUCUGCGCUGCGUGCCGCCGCGUCAAGCGCCUUGACGGCCUCGACCUGCGCAGGGGCGAUGUGGCCGGCUGUAGGGACGCCGUGUGGGCUGCCCUCGCCGAACAGGGGCUGGUACGUGCUGGCGCACAGGAGGGUGAGGCUGAGGCCGAGGGCAAGGACGGAGCUGUGCUGUGCGGUGAACAUCGAGGGAGCAUCAAGAAGAAUGAUGCCGUCUUGCCUGACGAGAGCGCGAGGUGGCAGGCCGAGGACAGCUUUGCUUGA
Lasiosphaeria miniovina is the source of this 4242-nucleotide messenger RNA. RefSeq lists its product as uncharacterized. The record is from RefSeq and is a predicted model, not a curated record. Gene Ontology annotation, molecular function: protein binding. The annotation marks the transcript as partial. NCBI's taxonomy places the organism in Eukaryota, Fungi, Ascomycota, Sordariomycetes, Sordariales, Lasiosphaeriaceae. The transcript has a single exon.